Brassicogethes aeneus is the source of this 1953-nucleotide messenger RNA. NCBI's taxonomy places the organism in Eukaryota, Metazoa, Arthropoda, Insecta, Coleoptera, Nitidulidae. The record is from the annotation of a GenBank genome assembly.
ACAACUUUGUUUACUUUCUAAUAGAGGGCAGCACGUUAAGUAAAUAAUUUUUGAAAUCAAGUGGCUUGAUUUUUAAAAAUAUUUAAUUUAAGAAUCUCACAGAACAGAACUAGGUAUUUGUCAUAAAAACUCUUAAAACUUUUCUUAAAAAUGGAAACUGAUCCUGAUUCUGAAAGUAAGACUCGAAAUUGCCCAGUAGGGCUGUUAUUAAACGAUGCUUCUCAAAAUCCACUCACUCCAAAUACGGAGAUGAACGAAUCCUUGCAAAUUAGACCCAAAACGAGAGAAAUAGCCAGCGCACAUUCUUUGGUAGUUAAGCAAACUGUAAAAAUGACACAAAACAAGGCGGUAGAAAAUGUAAGACUCCAAGAAAUUGAAGCGAAAAAUAAGGCAACAUUGAAACAACUUCAAGAAAUCAGUAGGCAAUUAAGCAAAACAAAAUAUGAAAAUAUGGACCUGGAAAAACAACUUCAAAAUGAUAAGGAUGAUAUCAAAACUUUUCCUGCCAGAACUGAACAUACAAAUGAGAUGGUUUCUUACCUUAAAAAUUAUGUAAAUUCAUGCAAGAAAAAUAUUAGAACUGUAGAUUUUACGGUACAAUAUGAAAAAUACACCAAAGUAUAUGAAGAAUUAAAAUGUGUAAUUAAUAAUAAUGAGAAAAACCAAAAAUCCCUUGAGGAUCAAAUAAUUAAAAUCAAAACUAAAUUAAUUGAACAGGAAAGUCAAAAAUCGAUGAAAAUUGCUCAGUUAAAGGAUAAAGUUUUGGUUUUAAAAAGUUCAAAUAUUGAAAAACAAGAGAACAUAAGUAAAAUUCAAAGUUUGCUUGAAGAUGAAUCUGAUAAUUUUAAAAAACUUGAUGACAUUAAAACUGGUUUAGAAGAAAAACUUAAUGAAUUAUUGAACUCUAAUAAACAAGAAAAUUAUAAUAAAUUAAUUAAUCAGUAUUUUCAAAUAAAAUUAGAAAACGGUGCUUUAAAAGAAAAAUAUUACAAUGAAGUUGAUUUAAACAAAAAUAGUAAAAAUAUUGAAAUGCAGGAAAAUAAAUUAUCCGAAUUUGUUAAACAAUCAGAUAACUUGGAAAACACAGUAAAAACAACAAAACAAAUUUUACAAAAUAAAAAAGUUGCGUAUGACAAUAAUAAAUUAGAUUUAAUUGAAAAAUUGCAAGAAACAGAAAAUAAGUUGCAGGAAAAGAAAAACGAAUUGUUAAAAAUGAAAAAUAAAAGAAAGGAACAUAAAAAUGAUUUAGAACUUUUGAAGAAAGAAAAUUUUGCGGAUCUUCAAGAAAUAUGCACUUUAAAAUCAGUUUUUCUUGAACUUAAGGAGUCCGAAAGGGAGCCAGAGAAAAAUUUGACUCUUUUAGAUAUAAGUUCAAGAAAAUUGAGCAAAAAAUUAAUGGAAAUAGACGCUAAUUGUAAGGAACUGGAAAAUUUUAUCAAAAACAAAUCUAAACAAACAUUGUUGGAAAAUGAACAACAUCACAAGGAAAUGGAAAUAUUAAUGAAAAAAUUAACUGAUCAUGAAAUUUCUCACAAAGCCAAAAUGGAAGAGUUAAGAAAAGACCAUGAAUACGCAUUGGCGUCUUUGACUUAUCUAGAAGAAAAACAAAGGUCGUUAAAAGAAAAACUGGACCAAAUUUCAAAAGAAAAAACUCAAGUGUGCAAUGAGCUACUCAAAAGCGAAGGCGUCAUUGAAACAAAAAUGGAACGAUUGCGUUAUUAUAACACUUACUUGAAUAAAAUGAGCGGAGUUUUUACGAAGCCAGACGAAAAUUUUGCCGUAACGAGUAUAUUGAAAAGUCCUGGAAAACUGGCAGGACCUUCACCCAAAAAAGUGAAAUUUCAUGGACUGGAAUCUUCAGAUGGGUCCAGUCAAGACGUUAAAGCUGUACAACAGAAUAAACCUUCUUUUGAUGAUUGGUUAAAAAUGUUACAAGAAAACAAAAACGAAUAA